AUGUCUUGCCUCCCCAGUCCCGUCAUCUCCCUGGAGGUCGACACCAUCGCCCGCACGCUGGCCGCCACCGAAUACCAGGCUAUCGGCUACAGCACCGGUGAGCAAGCCAACCCCAAAGCCGACGAUAGCUCCCACGGUCCCCGUCCAGGACUUGAGUGCGUGGCCAUUUACGUAUACCUGCCGACGGAAGAUGGUCGCUCUCUCAACCAGGCCGAUGUAGCAUUAUCUGCAAGGGCGGAACUGUUCGGCCUUGUCUGA
Molecule: messenger RNA, 258 nt
Organism: Parastagonospora nodorum SN15
Lineage: Eukaryota; Fungi; Ascomycota; Dothideomycetes; Pleosporales; Phaeosphaeriaceae
Exons: 2
Coding region: 1-258 (85 amino acids)
Source: RefSeq, a predicted model, not a curated record